AUGCCCAUAUUUUUCAAUUUCCUGCUUUCUCUUUCUCUCUUUCUCGCAGUUUCUUUUGCAGUUGAUAGCACAAGUACCUUCCUCAAUUUAAACGAUGGCAGAACUUUUGUUUCUAAAAGAGGAAUCUUUGAGUUGGGUUUCUUCAGUCCAGGCACUUCCACGAAUCGUUACCUCGGAAUUUGGUACAAGAAAAUCCCAGUUCGAAAGGUCGUUUGGGUCGCAAACAGAUGCAGCCCAAUUAAUGAUUUCUCUGGCUUGUUGACUAUAAACAGCACAGGCAAUCUUGUGCUUCUGAAUCAGAACCAUAGUGUGGUUUGGUCGACAAACUCAUCGAAAGCGGCCAAGAAACCAACACUAGAGCUUCUAGAUUCAGGGAAUCUUGUACUAAGAGAUGAGGCAGACAGAAACUCAGAGACUAAUUUUUUGUGGCAAAGUUUUGACUACCCAGGAGAUACAUUGUUACCAGGGAUGAAAUUUGGAUGGGACUUCAGAAAAGGUCUUAAUAAGCUGUUAUCAGCAUGGAAGAAUUGGGAUGACCCUUGUUCUGGAGACCUCAGUUUGGUCAUGGAGGCUAAACAUGACAUUUAUCCGCAAGCAUAUAUACAGAAGGGCACCGAAACGCAUUUCCGCUCUGGACCGUGGAACGGCAUUGGUAUUAGUGGCUCGCCAGAGAUAAGGCCUAAUCAACUUUUUGAUUACCAUCUUGUUUUCAAUGAUAACGAGACAUAUUACAUGUAUACCCUCAAGGACAACUCCGUAAUCAUGAUAAGUGUCCUGAAUCAAACAAAUAGAGUGUUUCAAGGACUUAUAUGGAUGGAAGGAGACCAGAGUUGGAAGCUGUACUCUGAAGCUCCUAGGGAUGAUUGCGAUAACUACAGUCGCUGCGGAGCCAAUGGGAAUUGUGUCAUAAGUCAGACUGCAGUGUGCCAAUGUUUGAAAGGAUUUAAGCCCAAGUCCCAACAAAAAUGGGAUUUAAGGGAUUGGUCUGAAGGAUGUGUCCGCAAAAACCCGCUGAAUUGCCCAGAAGAAAAAUAUAAAGAUGAAGAUGGUUUUGCGAAACUUGUUGGCAUAAAAAUUCCCGAUACUAGAAAUACUUGGUUCAACGACAGUAUGAACUUAAAGGAAUGCAGGGUCAAAUGCUUGAGCAACUGUUAUUGUGUGGCUUACUCAAACCGCAAUAUCAGAUAUGGAACAGGCUGUCGCAUCUGGUUUGGUGAUCUUAUGGACAUGAGAGAACUUUCUGAUACUGAACAAGAGCUAUAUAUUCGAAUACCAGCUUCGGAACUAGAAAUAGAAAAAGCAGCUCGUAAGUUGGGAGCGAUAAUAGUUGUAUCAGUUCUUGGACCACUUUCUGGGAUGCUCCUAGUUGGCUUUUACUUUUGCAGGAAAACAUUGAAAGGGAGAAAUAAAAAAACAAGUCGAAAAAACAGAGCAAAAGACCAAGAAUUUGAGCUGCCAUUGUUCAGCCAAGAUACAAUAAGUAUAGCUACAAAUAACUUCUCAAUGGACAACAAGAUCGGAGAAGGUGGUUUCGGACCUGUGUACAGAGGUAUGCUUGAAGAUGGACAAGAGAUCGCUGUGAAGAGGCUCUCAUUGAGCUCUCGCCAAGGCAUAAAUGAGCUUAAAAAUGAAGUAAUACUAAUCGCCAAGCUUCAACAUCGGAAUCUAAUAAAGCUUCUUGGUUGUUGCAUUGACAAAGAAGAGAAAUUGCUGGUUUAUGAAUAUAUGCCCAAUAAAAGCCUGGACUAUUUUAUUUUUGAUCAGGAGCAAAGUAAAUUAUUACAAUGGCCAAAGCGUUUCGAAAUUAUAUGCGGUAUUGCUCGAGGGCUUCAAUAUCUCCACCAGGAUUCCAGAUUGAGGAUUGUUCAUAGAGAUCUCAAAGCUAGCAAUAUUUUGCUAGAUAAAGAGAUGAAUCCUAAAAUUUCAGACUUUGGUUUGGCUAGAACUUUUGGAGGAGACCAAUCCGAAGGAAAGACAAACAGAGUAGUAGGCACUUAUGGUUACAUGGCACCGGAAUAUGCUUUUCGCGGUCUAUUCUCAACAAAAUCCGACAUUUUUAGCUUUGGUAUUAUGGUACUGGAGAUUGUAAGUGGAAAGAGAAGUGUAGGAUUCCACCAUAAGAACAAUGCCAGCCUUACCAUCAUUGGACAUGCAUGGGCAUUGCUAAAAGAAGGAAGGCCACUUGAACUAAUCGAUGCACACUUGAGGGAUUCAUAUGACAACCUACAGGAAGUAUUGCGUUGCAUACAUGUUGCUCUAUUAUGCGUGCAACAACGUCCAGUGGAUAGACCAAGCAUGUUGGCUGUCAUUCUCAUGUUAGGUAGUGAGAGUAUGCUGCCUCAGCCAAAACCACCAGGCUAUUUCAUCGAAACUGAUUCGCAUGGAGAUCAUUCCUCUAGUAAGCCAAAGGCAUCGUCGAAAAACACUAUGACGAUGACAAGAUUCAUGGGUCGGUAAGACUAUUUAUCAGGUCAACUUUGCGUAUGUGCUUUGCACUUGAUGAUAUCUUACAGUUUAAGAAACACCGAGUGGACAAAAUAUUUGUCACAAGUGUUGUACGUAGUGAUAUAUAUAGCUAAUAGUGAUGAGGAAAUUUAUAAUUUGUUUCUACAUGACAAACUGGACAUUCGGGUUCAUUCUCAAACUCCUUUCGAUACAAAAUACAAUAUUGAGACGAGGUUGAUUUUUCUUGUAUUUCAUU
Molecule: messenger RNA, 2701 nt
Organism: Morus notabilis
Lineage: Eukaryota; Viridiplantae; Streptophyta; Magnoliopsida; Rosales; Moraceae
Product: G-type lectin S-receptor-like serine/threonine-protein kinase At4g27290
Exons: 7
Coding region: 1-2457 (818 amino acids)
Biological process (GO): recognition of pollen; protein phosphorylation
Molecular function (GO): protein serine/threonine kinase activity; ATP binding
Source: RefSeq, a predicted model, not a curated record